This is a messenger RNA of Drechmeria coniospora, 1086 nucleotides long. RefSeq lists its product as uncharacterized. Lineage: Eukaryota; Fungi; Ascomycota; Sordariomycetes; Hypocreales; Ophiocordycipitaceae. The transcript has a single exon. The record is from RefSeq and is a predicted model, not a curated record. The coding region runs from base 1 to 1086 and encodes 361 amino acids.
AUGGAGCCCGUUCCUGAGACGAAGCGCAUGGAGGAGUUCAAGCGCUUCCCCGUGACCCCCCUGCGUCACGCCAACGUCAACGCCAACGGUCACGCCGCCGUCAAUGGCCAUGCCGCCGCCGCCAACGCCGACGUGAGGCCCGGCAGCCCCGGCUCCAACGUGACCGCCUUCGACCUCGACCUCGACUUGAGCCUCUUUCGGAAGCCGCCGCCGAUGCGGCGCAGCACCGACCCGAACCCGACCUUCUCGCCCGUGGCGCCCUCGACGCCGUCGUGGUCCCCGUCGACCAUGGCCUCGCUCCCCUACCGCCCCCGAACGGCCUCGCCGCUUUCCGGUUCGCACGCGCGCUCCCGCAGCAUGGCCGUGCCCAUGUCGCGCACCCAGUCCAUGCCCGGCCACAUGCUCGGCUCGCCCCAGCUGCGGUCGGCGAGUCCCUCGAGGUCGCCGAGCCGCACCCGCGUGCCGCGCAAGCCCGCCGACGACGUCUUUCCCCUCUCCUCGCCCGUUCGGGCCUCGGUCGUCGAUCUUGAGCGCCGCCCCACGCCGGCCGACCGCAGCGGUUCGCCCAUCCUCGGCACCUCAUGCGGCGCCUGGUCGAGCCGGCUGCUGAGGCCGGCCUCUCCCCUGCGAAACCUGGCGAGCGCGAGCCACGGUGCCCUGCCCCCGCUGCCGUCGACGCCGUCGUCGAGCCCGUCCAUGUCUUCGUCGUCGAGGUCCUACGACGCCUUUGCACCCUACGGCGGCUACGGCUACGGCGGCUACGGAGGCGCCCUCUCCUCGGUGCCCUCGACGCCCACGUCGGCGAGGUCGCGCAGCCCGAGCAUAUCGAGCUUGGAAACCAUUCCCGACUCGCCCGACGCCGAGGAGGCGGCCCUCGAGGCCGAGAGGCUGGCCCAGUUGAAGGCGGCCGCCGACGCCGCCGACGGCAGCGGCGACGGCUCCGACCACAAGGCACGCGCCACGUCCGACACCCCUCUGCGGGGACGCACCAUGAUGUACGGCGCCAGGGACAAGCGCAAGCGAUGGAGCGUCUGCGGCGCCGAACGGAGGGGGGAUCUCGACCUCGAGACCAUCUGGGAGGAUUGA